CGCCGGAAGCCAGCGGCCGCGCGGCCCGGCGGGGGGCAGGGCGCAAGGGCAGAGGCUGAGGUGGGGCUCCGGGCUCGCCUGGCUGAGGGGCGUGAGACGGCCCGGAGGCGAACUCGACGAGCACACCUGCGCCCCGGUGAAGAUCGACCCGGCUACAGCUGGCCGGGAGCCGGCUCUCUGUGAAGAUGGCAGGGCCGGAGCUGCUGCUCGACUCCAACAUCCGCCUCUGGGUGGUCCUGCCUAUCGUUAUCAUCACCUUCUUCGUGGGCAUGAUUCGCCACUACGUGUCCAUCCUCCUGCAGAGCGACAAGAAGCUCACCCAGGAACAAGUCUCCGACAGUCAAGUCCUAAUUCGAAGCAGAGUCCUCAGGGAAAAUGGAAAAUACAUUCCCAAACAGUCUUUCCUGACACGAAAAUAUUACUUCAACAACCCAGAGGAUGGAUUUUUCAAAAAAACUAAAAGGAAGGUUGUUCCUCCUUCUCCUAUGACUGAUCCCACUAUGCUCACAGACAUGAUGAAGGGCAAUGUCACAAAUGUCCUCCCUAUGAUUCUUAUUGGUGGAUGGAUCAACAUGACGUUUUCAGGCUUUGUCACAACCAAGGUCCCGUUUCCACUGACCCUCCGUUUUAAGCCUAUGCUACAGCAAGGAAUUGAACUACUCACAUUAGACGCCUCCUGGGUGAGUUCUGCAUCCUGGUAUUUCCUCAAUGUCUUUGGGCUUCGGAGCAUUUACUCUCUGAUUUUGGGCCAAGAUAAUGCUGCUGACCAAUCACGGAUGAUGCAGGAACAGAUGACUGGAGCAGCCAUGGCCAUGCCUGCAGACACCAACAAAGCUUUUAAGAAAUUGGCAGGCUGAUCCAGAAGUUCAUAUGGAGUUGAAAGGGCCCCAGAACAGGCAAAACAAUGUUGAAUAAUAACAAAGUUGGAAGACUCACACUUCCUGAUCUGAAAACCUACUUCUGAGCUACAGUAAUCAAGACUGUGUGGGACUGGCAUAUGGACAGACAUCCAGAUCAACAGAAUAGAACUGAGAGUUCAGAAGUAAAUCCAUACAUUUAGAUCAAAUGAUUUUUGACCAAGGUGCCAAGACGAUUCAGUGGGGGAGAAAAGAUUCUUAUUGCUUACUGGGUACAGAGUUUCUGUUUCAGGGGAUGAAAAAUUUGGAAAUAGAUAGUGGUGAUGGUUGCACAGCAUUGUGAACCUAAUAAAUGCCACUAAAUUGUAU
This is a messenger RNA of Mesoplodon densirostris (Blainville's beaked whale), 1226 nucleotides long. It is a transcript of the gene EMC3, whose product is annotated as ER membrane protein complex subunit 3. Gene Ontology annotation, biological process: protein folding in endoplasmic reticulum. Lineage: Eukaryota; Metazoa; Chordata; Mammalia; Artiodactyla; Ziphiidae. Gene Ontology annotation, cellular component: EMC complex; membrane. Bases 186 to 857 code for a protein of 223 amino acids. The transcript is spliced from 8 exons. The record is from RefSeq and is a predicted model, not a curated record.